Molecule: messenger RNA, 652 nt
Organism: Hermetia illucens (black soldier fly)
Lineage: Eukaryota; Metazoa; Arthropoda; Insecta; Diptera; Stratiomyidae
Exons: 2
Coding region: 79-516 (145 amino acids)
Source: RefSeq, a predicted model, not a curated record
UCUUGUCAGUUUUGAAAUUCGGUAGUUCUGGCUACGAUUUCUCGGCUUUUAAUUAAUUUCGUUGGGGAAUUUUGCAAAAUGUCGCUACCGACAAAUCAGAAUUUAGUUCUAGCCGCGCUGAAUCGAGCGGAGAUAAUAAAGCACUGCAAAUCUCAGGACUUGCUGAGAAAAACUCCCCACAAUGUGACGGAAGAGAAGCUGAAAGAGGCGGCUGGCAUCGCGAAACAUCUCGCACAAAGCAGUAAAUCGAAAACUGAGCUUCAAAUAAAAGUGGAAAGACAACGUAAGAUGUUACAAGAGUUGUUGCUGCAGUUCAGAAACGCGGGUUCCACCGCUUCAGGCGGCGAGAAAGAAGGUUUAGCAAAUGCGUUACGAUUGAUAGAGAAAAUUAAUUAUAUGAGAAAAUUGACCCUCGUGAUGCUAACUAAUAACAAUGUAGUCAGUUCUGAACAGGUACUGGCUGUGACGCGAGACUUGAUGGAGGACAAAACAUUGCAAAACUACCCGCGGAAAUGAAGCUCUGGCUGCGGAUUGUUUUUGCUUAGUUUAUAAGGAAGAAUUUAUGGAAUUAAAGUACAAACUGGGGAGUGAGCGUGUGUAGUUCCGAUAAUUGUGGUACCGAAUUGUUUUUUUGAAAUAUAUUGGGAACCAA